Molecule: messenger RNA, 980 nt
Organism: Benincasa hispida (wax gourd)
Lineage: Eukaryota; Viridiplantae; Streptophyta; Magnoliopsida; Cucurbitales; Cucurbitaceae
Product: Carbohydrate-binding X8 domain superfamily protein
Source: RefSeq, a predicted model, not a curated record
AAGCUGAAAGUAGGAUGUCAUUGUGUGUUUCCACACAAGCCAUUCCAUCCCAAACCCUCUGUUUCUUUUUCCUUUCCCAAAUGGCCACACUUGUUUUCUCCCACUCCUUCCUCCUCUUCUUUUUCCUCAUCGGAACCUCCGCCGUUGACGGCGCGUACUGGUGCGUGGCCCGUAGCGACGCCAGCUACGAAGCCCUCCAAGCCGCCCUCGACUACGCCUGCGCCACCGGCGCCGACUGUAAUCCCAUUCUGUUGAACGGACUCUGUUUCCUCCCCAACACCAUCCAAGCCCACGCCUCCUACGCCUUCAACAGCUUCUUCCAGCGCAAGGCUAUGGCUCCCGGCUCCUGUGACUUCGCCGGCUCCGCCACCAUCGCCCAGAGCGACCCAAGUUAUGGAUCUUGUGUUUAUCCAUCUUCCACGAGUGCUGCAGGAGGAGCAAUCACACCGAGCCCUCCCACAAACACAAGCCCGACAAUAACGGUGCCAGCUACAACCACACCAAGCUUCAACAAUGGUGGUACCAGUGACACGAAUGGACUAAAUCCAGUAUACAAUCCGACAUCAACCUCGUCUCCAACCAACUCGAGAGCGUCUUCGAGUUUUACGGUCCCGAAACUCUUAGUCUUAGUCUUGUUUUCAAUUGCUAUCUCACUCCCUUCAUAAACAAUGUAGGAGGGCUAUAGAUGGGGUGGGAAUGUGCAGAGGGUUUAUUCAGUUUUGUUAGAAAUGGUGAGGCUUCCAAAGGUUUGAUCAAAUGUAGUUUUUAUUUGGAUGUUUUAAAACCUUUUUUUUUUUUUUUGGUGAAAACUAAAUGACAUAGGUAAAAUCAGGUAGGUUUAGUUAAGGUUUCACAAGUCUCCCACUUUCUUUAGGGGAUUUACCCAUUCAAUUCAAUGGUUUAAUUUGAUUCUUGUACUUGACUAUGUACAUGACUAACUUCUAGUUUUGAAGGUUCAACUAUUGAGUUCAAUUUCUCCA